This is a messenger RNA of Zygotorulaspora mrakii, 396 nucleotides long. RefSeq lists its product as uncharacterized. NCBI's taxonomy places the organism in Eukaryota, Fungi, Ascomycota, Saccharomycetes, Saccharomycetales, Saccharomycetaceae. Bases 1 to 396 code for a protein of 131 amino acids. The transcript has a single exon. The record is from RefSeq and is a predicted model, not a curated record.
AUGUUCAACAGAUCUGCAGUGACCUCGUCUAUUAUCCGCUACAGACCUUCAAGGGUUUUUGCUCCGCAGGCGGCAUUCAUUUCAUGCCAUAGCAGCAUCCACACAUGCACCAUAGCUCAGAAGAGUGCCAAAGAGGUGGUGAAAGAAAAUCUAGAGAAGUUGAAUAAGAAAAUCGGCAAAGUGGCAGCCGAAGGUAUCGAGAAAACACAAGAGGCUUCGCAUCGUGUUAGCGAGGCCGCAUCACAUGCCGGUGACAAGGCAGAUAAUGCACUUGGUCAUGCCGAAGAGAAGGCUAACCAGAAGAGCGCUGAUGUCAAUGAAAACGUAGAAACUGCUAAAGACAAGGUCAAAGAUACAGUGCAAGAUCUCAAAAAAAAAGUAGAUGAUUCCACUUAG